AUGCCUACAGUACUGAUUACGGGAACCAAUCGAGGCCUUGGACUUGGACUAGCCAAAGCUUAUGCUCAACAAGCUGACACGACUGUGAUACUAGGUUUAAGGAAUGUCGAUACAAUGCCUGAAAUCAAGGCGGGACAAGGUAUUAAAGUGAUCAAAGUGAAAAUCGAUUCUGGUGAUAUAGGAUCUCCCAAAAAGGCUAUGGAAGAACUAAAAUCACAAGGUAUCGAUAAACUUGAUAUUGUGAUUGCCAAUGCAGCAAUAGGAGAUUGUUUCGGUGCUCUAUCUGAAGUUGAUUUAAGUUCUUUUGAAGAGCAUUGGAGGAUCAAUGUAUUAGCCCCAUUGGCUCUGUAUCAAGCGUGUGUUCCAUUGAUGCCUGAAGGGUGUAAAUUCGUUUGGAUGUCUUCUGGAGCUAGUAUCAUCGAUAGAGUACCCGAUAAGACUGAUGCAGGAUAUGGAAUAACCAAGUGCUGUAUGAACUACCUCGCUCGAUACGCUCAUUUCGAACAGCCUAAAAUAAUCUCAUUCUCAUUGAGUCCAGGUUGGGUCCAGACCGAUAUGGGUGAUAGAGCGGCUAUAUUAUCAGGAAUGGAUAAAGCUCCUAUAACAGUCGAAGAGAGUGUUGAGGGUAUGGUAAAGGUGAUUGCGGAUGCUACUAAAGAUAAUUAUUCAGGAUUACAUAUGAGAUAUAACAGUACGCAAUCCAAGUGGUAA
Kwoniella shivajii is the source of this 711-nucleotide messenger RNA. RefSeq lists its product as uncharacterized. The record is from RefSeq and is a predicted model, not a curated record. The coding region runs from base 1 to 711 and encodes 236 amino acids. NCBI's taxonomy places the organism in Eukaryota, Fungi, Basidiomycota, Tremellomycetes, Tremellales, Cryptococcaceae. The transcript has 7 exons. Gene Ontology annotation, molecular function: oxidoreductase activity, acting on the CH-OH group of donors, NAD or NADP as acceptor.